AUGGGCGAUAUUCAACAUCUAUCAACAGAUCAACACUAUAAGGAGAUAGCCACAAUUGCCCAAAAACGUCGAGCUGAUGCUUUACCCAAAGAAUAUCUUCUUCCUGGGGGAGUCUUGGAGAAUCUUCCACGAAAUGUUGCCAAUAUUCCAAGAUCAUCUGGUCAUUUCACAUCUGAGGAAUUAGAAAUUAUUGAAACAAGUGCGGAAGACAUACUUCAAAAAAUUAGAGAGAGGAUAUGGACAUCAGUAGAAGUUACCAAGGCCUUUUCUAAAGCAGCUGUUGUUGCUCAUCAAUUGACAAAUUGUUUGACGGAAAUUCUCAUUCCUGAAGCUAUCAAACGAGCCGAACUUUUGGAUGAUUAUCUCGCCAAAAAUGGUGAUGUAAUAGGUCCACUUCAUGGCCUUCCAAUAUCUCUCAAAGAUUGCUUUAUAACACCACCCCAUCCAUCAUCUAUUGGUAUGGCGUGCUAUGCCAAUGUUCCCACUAACCCAGAAGAUGAAACUGUUUUAGUAUCCUUAUUAGCUAAACUUGGAGUCGUUUUUUAUGUCAAGACGGCAGUACCGGUGGCAAUGAUGAUGAUGGAGACAAUCUCGAAUGUAUGGGGUGAAACGAAUGGUGCAUAUCAUACAGGCACCACUUCAGGAGGAAGUUCGGGGGGUGAGGGUGUACUCUUGGCUAUGAGGGGUAGUCCGUUGGGAAUCGGAACGGAUAUCGGAGGUAGUAUUCGAAUUCCAAGUGCUUUUAAUGGUCUUUUUGGAUUGAAACCCACUUUCGGAAGAUUUCCCAUCUAUGGUACUAAAUCGGGUAUAUCGGGACAAGAUUUCAUCUACUCAAACAAUGGCCCCAUGUCUAAAUCCCUCUCAACCCUUCAACUAUACUGUAAAGCCGUUCUAUCCACCUCUCUUUCACCCUGGCUAUACGAUCCCAAAUGUCUCCCCAUUCCCUGGCGAGAAAACACCAUCCAACCUCCCGGCCGCAAACUCCGCAUUGGAAUCAUCUCCGACAACGACGGCGAAAUCAGCGUUCACCCACCGAUCGCCCGCGGUUUAGCACUCGCAAAAAAAGCCCUCGAAGCAGCCGGUCACGAAGUCUUCGAGUGGGAACCUCUAGAUCAUCUCGAAAUGGCGAAAGAAAUGAAUAAUUCCUUUUACACCCUCGGCGGCGCCGCUAUCCUCGAACUGACGCGUAAACACGACGAGCCGGUCUUCGAAAGUAUGAAAAACUAUGAGUUUGCCUAUGAUCAGGGCGAACAUGGAACGUUGGGACCUACAAAAUUACGAGAAAUGAUUACGCGUAGAAAUGCUUUUCAAAAAGCUUAUCUGGAUCGAUGGACUCGCACUGGAGCUGAUGGAAAGGGAGUUAUGGAUGCGAUUAUCAUGCCUACGAGUCCCUGGACGGCCCCCAGAUUGGGGGUAACGCAGACGGAAAUUUUUUGUGUGAAUUAUACGGGGGUGUGGAAUUUGUUGGAUUAUCCGGCGUGUACGUUUCCGGUGACGUUUGCGGAUAAGGAGGUGGAUGGGAAGAGAGGGGGGGGAUGGAAGGGGUUAAAUAGGAAAGAUGAAUUGUUGCAGAAGGAUUAUGAGGAGGAGUUUUAUCAUGGGACGCCUGUGGUGUUGCAGUGUGUGGGGAGGAGGUUGGAGGAUGAGAAGGUGUUGGAGAUGGUGGGGGUUAUUGGGGAGGCGUUGAGGGAGUUUGAGGGUUGA
Botrytis byssoidea is the source of this 1704-nucleotide messenger RNA. RefSeq lists its product as uncharacterized. The coding region runs from base 1 to 1704 and encodes 567 amino acids. NCBI's taxonomy places the organism in Eukaryota, Fungi, Ascomycota, Leotiomycetes, Helotiales, Sclerotiniaceae. The transcript has 3 exons. The record is from RefSeq and is a predicted model, not a curated record.